Molecule: messenger RNA, 2556 nt
Organism: Coregonus clupeaformis (lake whitefish)
Lineage: Eukaryota; Metazoa; Chordata; Actinopteri; Salmoniformes; Salmonidae
Gene: gfra3
Product: GDNF family receptor alpha 3
Exons: 8
Coding region: 728-2071 (447 amino acids)
Biological process (GO): nervous system development
Cellular component (GO): external side of plasma membrane; signaling receptor complex
Molecular function (GO): signaling receptor activity
Source: RefSeq, a predicted model, not a curated record
UCAGACAUGUCUGUUGGAAUACGGUAGGCUACAUGAAAUACAAACGUCCAUGAAAUCCUAUUUGGUUUGAAACUAUGAGGAAACUCGAAUAUGUCCAGAGUUAAUAUAGCCUGGGACACCCCUAACUAUAUGUCCCCAGUCGUCGCGUCUGAGAACUUCUUCUUCUGAGCCAAUCAUCAGGACGCAACAGUGUCUGUCAUUUAACCCACUGUCGCACAGUGAACGGACGAGGCGAGGAGGAGGGACAGCCGGUUAAUAACCCAACCACUCUGCCUCUGUCAUCCUCAGGGUCUCUCACCGUCUCAGGCAGCAUGUAGACGGGCUCCUCUAGUGCCACUGCCAAGAGAGAAAUGGCGUGAGAAAAAUGAUCUCGAAUUUUGACACUAUCUAUGGAUGCAGAGUAACCUGAUGUUCCACAGCUGUAUUUUGGAGUCUUGAUUAAUUGUGUUAGUCUACGGGGGCACCCGCUACACGCUGCGCACUUUGGCGGUGGUGACAGUCAAACUAUCUGAGCUGCCUUCUCGACCAGUGUAAUCUAAGGAAUUAAUCGUUAUACAGGACUAUACAUCUGCAACACGUACCCAGAACAGUAGAGCGUGACUCCCGCUGGAUGUAACAUUGAGCGGAGCGGUGUGUGGACGAAUAAAGCGGUGGCGGAGCAAACGCACGAAGUCCAAUUCCAUCUCCCUAUCCGUGUCCCGGUGCCUCUUCCCGCCCGAUAACGGAGAUGUUGUUCCUCGGAAUACUGCUCGGCAUCUUCAUAAGAGAUGUGGUCCACUCUUCACCGCCCCUCCCCCCGGGCAUUGUGGACUGUGUGGAGGCAGAGAAGGGGUGUAAGGCAGAUCCCCAGUGUAAGGAGCUGUACAGGACCCUGGAGGGCUGUGCGUCCGAAGAGGCGGUGGCUCCGCUGGGGAGCAAGACCAGGAUAGAGUGCCUGGAGGCCCUGAGCGCCCUGCACUACCUCCCCCUGUUGGCCUGCAAGUGUCAGCGCGGCGCACGCAGAGAGGAGCACUGCCUCCGAGCCUACUGGAGUGUCAGGAUCCUGCAGGGUGAGUGUUAUGAUGACUUGGAGGCGUCUCCCUAUGACGACUCGCCAGUGGAGACAUCUCACAUGGCCUCCAUAGUGGCAGCAGCCUCCUCUCUUCCUCUAGAUGGACAGAACGCAUGUCUGAAGGCAGCCCAGGAUUGUGGUCUGUAUGAGAAAUGUGGGUCCCUGAGGUCUGAGUACGUCCUGGCCUGCACUAAGCCUGUCCCAGGCUCGGACCACUGCAACAGGCAGAAGUGCCACCGGGCGCUGCGGCGCUUCCUGGAGCGCGUCCCGGAGGAGUACAGCCUGGGGGUGCUGUUCUGCCCCUGUACUGACAAACUGUGUGGGGAGAGACGCAGGAAGACCAUCGUCCCCUCCUGUUCCUACCAGGAGAGAGAUGGGAUACAGCCCAACUGUCUGCAUCUGCAGAGCUACUGCAGGAAGGACCAACUCUGCAGGUCCAGACUGGCUGAUUUCCAGCAUAACUGCCAGCCCUCCGGCCUUUCGCCCUCCGGCUGUAUCAGAGAGAGUGGAGCAGUGUGCCUCAAAUCCUAUGCCGGACUCAUCGGCACCAUCAUGACCCCCAACUACCUUAGCAACAGCACUGUAGACGUAGCCCUGUGGUGCAAUUGUGAGGGCAGUGGCAACCAAUUGCAGGACUGCCUGAGGAUCCAGAGCAUGUUCACCAACAACGCCUGUCUGGAGAACUCCAUCAGUACCAUGGGUAGCUCCCCCCCUCGGCCAGUGGAGAGCAUUCCUCCCCCGUCCCCUCGCCCCUCCCCCCUGGACCAGCAGAACAAGCUCAGCAACAACGCCCAGGAUGAGCUCAGCAACAACGCUGUGGAGCAGAGUGAGGAAGAUGAUGAGGAGGAGGAAGAGGAGGAGGGGGGGCAGUUUGACGUGAUCCCUCUCUAUGCUGAGAAGGCCACGGUGUCCAAUCUGGGUUCUGGGGGUGGGGGGGUGUCCCCCCGUCUGUCCUCAGCGCCCCCUCCCUCCCUGCUGCUGCUCCUUCUGCUACUGUCUGCCUCUCUGAGCUGGGGGUAAGGGGGGGGCUACCCCUCUUCACGCGGCCAAGAGCCCCUCGCACACAGACACAGAGACUCUGAGAAAGGCACACAGAGAGAGAGGAGGGAGAAAAUAAGAGAAGAUAAAGGACCUCUAGUGUUUAUUGCUUUCUUCCUUUUGUUGCUUCCCCUCCCACUGUCAGGUGAUGGUUUUGCCCGAUGGAGACUUGUCAUGUAUGACAGACAUAGGGGUGAACCAACUCCACAGUGACAGAGGGGGGUUAAACUGAGUGACUUGAUAUAUGAAAUGUGAGUAAUUUUCUCCUUUGGUGAAGACGUGACAGGUUACCAUGAGUCCGAUGGCGCUUUAGUAUAUCCAAGCUUCACUCUGUCCAUUCAUACCUCUAUACUCUCCAGUGAUGGAGAAGUGCUUACAGUCAGUGUUAGGAAGGAAUGUACACUGAGUAUACCAAACAUUAGGAACACCUUCCUAAUAUUGAGUUGCCCUCAGAACAGCCUCAAUUC